AUGGCCUCCAAGCUUUUCUCUCCCAUAACAUUCUCAUUUUUCAUUCUCCUUUUAAUUCCCUUCUUUACCUCUCUAUCUUUUGCAGAUCUCUCUCAUCUCACUACUCCAGUCCCACCUGAAACCAUUUGCAAGUCCACCCUUUACAGCUCGUAUUGCAAAUCCGUGCUCCCAAAUCAGACUGCCAAUGUCUUCGAUUAUGGCCGGUUUGCGAUUUUGAAGUCAUUGUUGCAAUCACGCAUAUUUUCAAGUGUAGUUAACAAUUAUGUUCAAUACAGGUACCCCUUCUUAUCCAAAACUACAAUACGUGCUCUUGAGGAUUGCCAAUUGCUGGCUAGCUUAAACGUUGAUUACCUUAAAAAAUCCUAUGAAACUAUCAACACAACUAGUGUUGAUCUCUCCACCCUUGAAGUGGAUGACGUCCAAACCUUUCUGAGUGCCAUUUUAACUAACCAGCAAACUUGUUUGGAAGGCCUAAUUUCCACAGCUUCGGAUUCAAGCAUAAAGAAUGCUCUUUCAGUGCCACUUUAUAAUGACACUAAGCUCCAUGGCGUCUCUCUGGCUUUGUUCACCAAGGGGUGGGUGCCUAUGAAGAAGGAUUGCUGGCAGCCUGAGAGGAAAUAUCCUAUGUUCCGAAAUGGAAGUUUACCAUUAAAAAUGUCCAGCCAGAAACGAGCAAUUUAUGAGUCAGUGCGCAAGAGAAAGAUUUUUGAGACAGAUAGUGAAGAUGAAGAGAUUAGGGUUUCUGACAUUGUGAUCGUGUGCCAAGAUGGAGGCGGAAACUUCACCACAAUCAAUGAUGCCAUUCUUGCUGCUCCAAACAACACUAACUCUUCCGAUGGGUACUUUCUGAUCUAUGUUACAGCCGGUGUUUACCACGAGUAUGUGUCCAUUCCGAAGAACAAGAGGUAUUUGUUGAUGAUUGGAGACGGUAUCAAUCGGACCAUAAUCACAGGCAACCGAAGCGUGGAUGAUGGUUGGACGACGUUCAAUUCCGCAACUUUUGCUGUGGUUGCACCAGGGUUCGUGGCCGUGGACAUUACUAUUCGCAACACUGCUGGGCCAACAAAGCACCAAGCAGUUGCACUUCGAAGUGGGGCAGAUAUGUCCACGUUUUACAGCUGCAGCUUUGAGGGGUACCAGGACACAUUGUACACACAUUCUCUCAGGCAAUUCUAUCGGGAAUGUGAUAUCUAUGGGACAGUUGACUUCAUAUUUGGAAAUGCUGCAGUUGUCCUCCAAAACUGCAACAUAUAUCCCCGCCUUCCAAUGACUGGACAAUUCAAUUCCAUCACAGCUCAAGGUCGAACGGACCCAAAUCAAAACACAGGUAUUUCCAUCCAUAAUUGUACAAUUAGAGCAGCUGACGAUUUGGCUGCAAGCGAUGGUACUAGUACUCAAACAUACCUAGGGAGGCCAUGGAAGGAGUACUCCAGGACGGUUUACAUGCAAUCUUUCAUGGACAGUUUGAUAAAUGCAGCAGGUUGGCAUGAAUGGAGUGGAAGUUUUGCACUAAGCACAUUGUAUUAUGCGGAGUAUGGAAAUAGAGGACCUGGAUCAGAAACUGCGAAUAGAGUGACAUGGCCUGGUUACCAUGUGAUUGACGGCGCUGAUGCUGCUAAGUUUACAGUAUCUUCCUUCUUGCUGGUGGAAGAUGAUUGGCUGCCUCGAACAGGAGUGCCUUACACCGGUGGCUUAGUGUGACUUAAUAUUCUUUCUUUAAUAGAAAAAACAAGAAUGAGUAACUUCUUGGAUAUCGCUGGUUGUUGUUUCAUUUUUUAUCUGUCAUUGUUUUUACUACAGAAAAAAGCGCGUGAUGCCAUAAAUUCUUGGCCAUUAAUGUACAGCUUAAUCGAUUCUCAUGCUGUAU
Juglans microcarpa x Juglans regia is the source of this 1867-nucleotide messenger RNA. RefSeq names its product probable pectinesterase/pectinesterase inhibitor 7. The record is from RefSeq and is a predicted model, not a curated record. Gene Ontology annotation, biological process: cell wall modification. Bases 1 to 1701 code for a protein of 566 amino acids. The transcript is spliced from 2 exons. Lineage: Eukaryota; Viridiplantae; Streptophyta; Magnoliopsida; Fagales; Juglandaceae. Gene Ontology annotation, molecular function: pectinesterase activity; pectinesterase inhibitor activity.